AUGUUAAGAGCAAUCAGUCGUUCAACUCAACGAUCAUUGCUUAAGCGGUCUCUCUUAGAGACUGCUUCCGCCAAAAGAGCAGCGAUAAGCUGCAGAUGGUUCGCUACAAACAGCAGCGACAAUUUCCUAUCGACCACGAACGCUACCUAUAUCGAUGAGAUGUACCAGGCGUGGCAAAAAGAUCCAAAAUCUGUACAUGUGUCGUGGGACGCAUAUUUCAAAAACAUGGGUAAUCCAAACAUUCCUGCGACGUCUGCAUUCGUGGCUCCACCAAACCUGGUGCCCGGGUUCACGGGACCACAAGGCGUGUCUAUUGGAACCGGACUUGCGUCUGGAGCGCUCGACCAGGGAAUUUUGACUCACUUGAAAGUGCAACUGCUGUGUAGAGCAUACCAGGUACGUGGGCACCAGAAGGCCCACAUCGAUCCCCUACAGAUUUCGUUCGGUGAUGAUAAGUCAAAGCCAAUUCCCCGUGAAUUGACCUUAGAGCAUUAUGGAUUCACUGAGCGUGACCUUGACCAAGAGAUCACACUGGGCCCAGGUAUUUUGCCUAGGUUUGCCCGUGAUGGCAGGAAGACCAUGACGCUACGAGAAAUAAUUGCCGCAAUGGAGAAGCUAUAUUGCUCUUCUUACGGUAUCGAAUAUAUCCACAUUCCAUCCAGAAAUCAAUGUGACUGGCUGAGAGAAAGAAUCGAAAUCCCACAGCCUUACAACUACACCAUUGAUCAAAAAAGACAAAUUCUAGAUAGAUUGACAUGGGCGACGUCUUUCGAGUCGUUCUUGUCUACCAAAUUCCCUAACGAUAAAAGAUUCGGUUUGGAAGGUUUGGAAGGUGUCGUUCCCGGUAUCAAGACCUUAAUCGACAGAUCGGUGGAAUUAGGCGUCGAAGACGUGGUGCUUGGUAUGGCUCACCGUGGUAGACUAAAUGUUCUAUCUAACGUGGUGCGUAAGCCAAACGAAUCAAUUUUCUCCGAGUUCCAGGGAUCGAACGCCCCAGAGGAGUACGAAGGCUCUGGUGAUGUCAAGUACCAUUUGGGUAUGAAUUAUCAAAGACCAACCACAUCCGGAAAAUACGUGAACUUGUCUUUGGUUGCUAACCCAUCACAUUUGGAGGCCCAAGAUCCUGUCGUCUUGGGUAGAACAAGGGCCAUCAUGUUUUCUAAGAACGACCUGCAGAAAGCUAAGAAAGCUAUGGGUGUUCUUCUUCACGGUGAUGCCGCAUUUGCCGCUCAAGGUGUAGUGUAUGAAACUAUGGGUUUCGCUCACUUACCUGACUACUCGACUGGUGGUACUAUUCAUGUAAUCACAAACAACCAAAUUGGUUUUACCACGGAUCCAAGAGUGGCAAGAUCUACCCCAUACCCUUCAGAUAUUGCUAAAGCAAUCGAUGCCCCUAUUUUUCAUGUCAACGCCAAUGACGUCGAAGCUUUGACAUUCAUCUUCAAUUUGGCCGCUGAAUGGAGAGCAACUUUCCAUACUGAUGCCAUUAUUGAUGUCGUCGGAUGGAGAAAGCACGGUCACAACGAAACAGACCAACCUUCAUUUACUCAGCCUCUAAUGUACCAAAAGAUUGCUAAACAAAAGUCAGUCAUCGACGUUUACACCGAAAAGUUGAUCUCUGAAGGUUCUUUCACUAAGCAAGACAUUGACGAACACAAGAAAUGGGUUUGGAAUCUAUUCGAGGAGGCUUUCGAAAAGGCGAAGGACUACAAGCCAACUUCUAGAGAGUGGUUAACCGCCGCAUGGGAGGGCUUCAAGUCUCCAAAAGAAUUGGCGACAGAAAUUCUACCUCACGAACCUACUAAUGUUGACGAGAAGAUAUUGAAGGACCUAGGUAAGACGAUUUCAUCGUGGCCUGCGGACUUUGAAGUGCACAAGAACUUGAAGAGAAUCCUAACAAACAGAGGUAAAUCAAUUGAUAAGGGUGAAGGUAUCGACUGGUCAACAGGUGAAGCCCUUGCAUUCGGUUCUUUAGCUCUAGAGGGCUACCAUGUCAGAGUUUCCGGUGAGGAUGUUGAGAGAGGUACAUUUUCUCAACGUCACGCUGUCUUGCAUGACCAAAAAUCUGAAAGGACUUACACUCCACUUCAACACGUAGGCGAAAAACAAGCCAACUUCACUAUUUGCAACUCUUCGCUAUCGGAGUACGGUUGUAUGGGUUUUGAAUAUGGUUACUCUUUGACUUCGCCUGAUUACUUGGUAAUGUGGGAGGCGCAGUUCGGUGAUUUUGCGAACACUGCCCAAGUCAUUAUUGAUCAAUUCAUCGCCGGUGGUGAGGCUAAAUGGAAGCAACGUUCCGGUCUAGUUUUGUCUUUACCUCAUGGUUAUGAUGGUCAAGGUCCAGAGCAUUCUUCCGGUAGAAUCGAGAGAUUCUUACAACUUGCUAACGAAGACCCCAGAUACUUCCCAUCAGAGGAGAAGCUAAAUAGACAACACCAAGACUGUAACUUCCAGGUCGUUUAUCCAACUACCCCUGCAAAUUUGUUCCAUAUUUUGAGAAGACAGCAGCACCGUCAAUUCCGUAAGCCAUUGGCCUUGUUCUUCUCCAAACAAUUACUACGUCAUCCUUUGGCAAGAUCUAACCUGGAAGAAUUCACCAAUGGUUCCUUCCAAUGGAUUAUUGAGGAUGUUGAACACGGCAAGGCGAUUGCUCCAAAAGAGGAGACCAAGAGACUUGUUUUGUUGAGCGGCCAAGUAUACACCGCUUUGCACAAAAAGCGUGAAACUCUCGGUGACAAAACAACUGCUUUCCUCAAGAUCGAACAACUGCAUCCAUUCCCAUUUGCCCAGGUUCGCGAUGCUCUCAACUCCUAUCCAAACUUGGAAGACAUCGUGUUCUGUCAAGAAGAACCUUUGAACAUGGGUCCUUAUGCCUACGCAGCUCCAAGAUUGAAUACAACCUUGAAAGAAACUGAGAAAUACAAGGAUCACACUGUAAGGUUCGCGGGCAGAAACCCAAGCGGUGCUGUCGCUGCUGGUAGCAAAGCUCUACACAAUGCUGAAGAAGAGGCCUUUUUAAAGGUAGUUUUCGGUCAGUAA
Lachancea fermentati is the source of this 3039-nucleotide messenger RNA. The record is from the annotation of a GenBank genome assembly. Lineage: Eukaryota; Fungi; Ascomycota; Saccharomycetes; Saccharomycetales; Saccharomycetaceae.